Thunnus maccoyii (southern bluefin tuna) is the source of this 1279-nucleotide messenger RNA. Its product is annotated as dual specificity protein phosphatase 26-like. Gene Ontology annotation, molecular function: MAP kinase phosphatase activity; protein tyrosine/serine/threonine phosphatase activity. Gene Ontology annotation, biological process: protein dephosphorylation; negative regulation of MAPK cascade. The coding region runs from base 290 to 1009 and encodes 239 amino acids. Lineage: Eukaryota; Metazoa; Chordata; Actinopteri; Scombriformes; Scombridae. Gene Ontology annotation, cellular component: cytoplasm. The record is from RefSeq and is a predicted model, not a curated record. The transcript is spliced from 4 exons.
CCCAAGAAAAGGACGAUUUUUGAUUGGAUGGCUGCAGUGUUGCCAAUUUAGUGACUUUGUUACUACGUUUAGCGACUUUUCAGACCCCUUUAGCGACUUUUUCUCAUAAAAGCGACUGGCGACAUAUACAGCAACUUUUUGGACGGACCUUAACUCCUCUCCUUGAAGGGGGUCGCCAGUAUUUAUCAGUAAAUGAGCGCUAAUGUGACUCUUUGGAUUGACCUCUCAGCAGGUGGGACAGAGCAUCUGCGCGUUCAGUGGAUCAAUCAUCAGCCAGACAGAGACGUGAAUGAGUUGUGAAUCUCCCACACGGCCGGUGCCUCAGAUGCAGAAGGGUCAAGGUUCUGGGUAUCACCCCCCAGGGACCCAAAGGGCCAGAGUGGCAGGCCCUGAGGGCCCGGGGCCAGCUGUCAGACGUUUAUCCCAGCAGCUGAGGUGCUGCUGGGAAGGCUGCACUUUCCCAGGGGUACAAUCUUCAAUUCUGACACUGGCCCCCAGUUUUCUGUGGGAUCAGACUGACCAAGGUCAGCGAUCUGGCAAAUUCUCAGGCACUCGUGGAGAAGGACGCCAUCGAGAAACUAGAUCUGCAGACACAGCCAGACACAGUGCAGAGAACCAGGCUGAUCUAUCCAGGCAUCGAAUCACUCACAUCCUGAAUGCAGCGCACAGCAAACGUCGAGGACAGCCAGAUAUCUAUGAGGGCAUGAACAUCACCUAUAUGGGCAUAGAGGCUCAUGACUCCUGUAGCUUUAACAUGAGCGUCAACUUCCAGGCAGCGGCAGACUUUAUUCACAGGGCUCUCAGCAGAGGAGGCAAAGUGCUGGUGCAUUGCCAUGUAGGAGUGAGCCGCUCCGCCACCCUGGUGCUGGCUUACAUGAUGCUGAAGCAGAACCUGACUCUUGUGGAGGCUAUUUGUGCUGUGAAAGAAAACCGGGGUGUUAUCCCUAACAGAGGUUUCCUCCGACAGCUCAUCCACCUGGACAGACAACUCUUUGGCAAACAUCACUGAAGCCUGAAAUACUGCUCAGGUCUCAUCGGUCCAGAACAAAAGGAAACUAUAGCUCAAUAAUUCUUAGCAGUGUUGAAAAUGUGAGAUAAAUUGAUCCUGACUAAUCUGAUUAUAUGGGUAUAUGUAGAAUUUCUAUUAACAGCAUCUUAUCCUUGGAUCAUGUUUUAAUCGCUAUAAACUAAAAGUGAUUUCUCUGAAGUGCAAUUUGUACAUGAUAAAGAUUUGUUGUCCAACUUUUACAUUAAAAACAUAUAUCUGGUACAGCUUUUA